GCCCCUCUGAAUAAAGGGGCGUGGUUUUGGCUUAACUGCGAUGGGGAAAGAAAGACGCAGCUGGCCAGAAGAACCUUCACAAGGACUUUGGCUGAACUACAUUUUCCAAUCUGUGUAGGAAAACUAUUUAACGUCAUCACUCACUGACACAUGCGCAAAGGGCUAGGGAUGAGGACGAGUAAGCAACAAGUAAAGCGAGAACAACAAGCAACGCAGCUAGCUACCAAGAAGAUGAGUGUGUGACCCAGACAGGGCCAAGAAAACAGAUUUCGGACACCAUGAAUCCUGAAUAUGACUACCUGUUCAAGCUGCUUCUGAUUGGUGAUUCAGGGGUGGGAAAGUCUUGCCUCCUGCUUCGAUUUGCGGAUGACACCUACACGGAAAGUUUCAUAAGCACCAUCGGCGUGGACUUCAAAAUCCGAACUAUUGAAUUGGACGGCCGGACCAUCAAACUACAGAUUUGGGACACUGCUGGUCAGGAGCGGUUUCGCACCAUCACCUCCAGCUAUUACAGAGGAGCCCAUGGUAUCAUCGUUGUCUAUGAUGUUACAGAUCAGGAGUCUUACAACAAUAUAAAGCAGUGGCUGCAGGAGAUUGGCCGCUAUGCCAGCGAGAAUGUCAACAAGCUGCUGGUGGGUAACAAGUGUGACCUCACCACCAAGAAGGUAGUAGACUACACGACAGCCAAGGAAUUUGCUGACUCCCUAUCCAUCCCCUUCCUGGAGACCAGUGCGAAGGACGCAACUAACGUGGAGCAAUCCUUCAUGACCAUGGCGGCUGAGAUUAAGAAGCGCAUGGGGCCCGGGGCCACGGCAGGAGGAGAGAAGCACAACCUGAAGAUUGACAGCACUCCAGUGAGGCAGUCUGGGGGAGGAUGCUGUUAGGACGGUCCUGCCCUCUCCUCUCACCCCCAGAGGCCCAUGAGUAGAGUAACAGUAUUGGGUUGAAGUUGGGGUACUUCUGACAGAACAGGAAAAUAUGGUGGUGGGAUCUUCAAGAACUGGCUGACAUUUUUUACCUCUUGACCAAUGCCCAUAAUUGAGUGAGUAAGAAAGUUUUGUGCUGAAGGAAUAGUCCCCCCUCAACUCUUUAAAAAAUAAGAAAAAAAUUCAACGAUAUGCACAGAAGUGGAAAUAUCUUAAUAAAAAAAAUGUGAUAAGGCAUAACUGAU
Messenger RNA from Oncorhynchus mykiss (rainbow trout), 1171 nucleotides. Its product is annotated as ras-related protein Rab-1A. Lineage: Eukaryota; Metazoa; Chordata; Actinopteri; Salmoniformes; Salmonidae. The record is from RefSeq and is a predicted model, not a curated record. Gene Ontology annotation, molecular function: GTP binding; GTPase activity.